Messenger RNA from Mesorhabditis belari, 4143 nucleotides. The record is from the annotation of a GenBank genome assembly. NCBI's taxonomy places the organism in Eukaryota, Metazoa, Nematoda, Chromadorea, Rhabditida, Rhabditidae.
AUGGCUCAAAUACCAGCAUAUGCCCGAGUCACCAAUGGGUUUGUCGAUCCUCAAUCUGGCCUCGCACUCGCACAAGAUCAAAUCGUGCGCAUUAUAGGCAGUGAUCAUGAUCAAGAAUGGUACAAAAUCCAAACAUUAACUGGGACAAACGGACGAUCACCAAAAGCGCUGACCAACAAACUUCCUUUGACAUUAAGAUCAGUAUCCGAGCGCCUAGUCGUCUCGAUUGCUGCCUUCGAAGGCCAAGAAAAAGACGAUCUGUCUUUUGAUGUAAAUCAGCUUAUCACCGUGGAGAGGGAUAUCGACGACAAUUGGUCGAGUGGUGCAAUAACGAGUGACGCUGGGAAAAGAUUAGGAAAAAGUGGACUCUUUCCCACGAGUUAUGUUCAAGAAUUGCCAGGUGUCCCGGUCGGUGGUGAGCCCGUCGAUAACAGUGACUCGAUUCAGUCACCCCGUGUUGCUCCGUCAUUGCCAACGAUGUCCGCUCGAAGCACUCACACAAUCAAUGAAGCCAUUGGACCAUAUGCACGAUCAGCAUUCCCAUUUCAGGGAGAAUAUUCGAAUGAACUCUCAUUCGGAGCCAAUGAAAUCAUCAAGUUGCUUCGACGAGUUGAUCAAGAUUGGCUCGAGGGAGAGAUCAAUGGAAGAACGGGGAUAUUCCCGAGUGGAUAUGCACAGAUUGUCGUUGAUUUGGAUACGGAUAAGAAUGGGAGUUCGGAUGCCCGAAAAAGUGUUGCCCAGUCGACUCAAGAUGAGGGAAUUGGAGUAGCCACCGUGAAGCAUGCUUUCAAUGGCCGAGAAACCGAUGAGCUCACCUUACAAGCCGGAGACAGUGUCAGAAUCAUUAGAAUGAUCGACAAUGAAUGGGUUUUGUGUAGAGAACCAUUAUCGGAUCGAGUUGGAAUCGUUCCAAGCAAUUUCCUCGAAAUGUAUCUCGAUGACGAUGUGGAAGAGCUGGCCGAAAGCGUACAUGAGAAUUUAAGGGACAACGAUUCAGGGUGGGGUUCUUCAACGAUCAACCAAUCGAAUAACAUCUAUCAGAACACAUUCAACACUCAAUUCAACACAUUGCCAGGCCCACAAAGUAGCGCUCUCCCUUCGAACUCUUCUUGGGCAAAGUUUGAAGAAUGGGACAUCGCAAAAAGCAUUGAGGAUAAAAAGCCUCCACCUGCUCGUCCACCACCACCAAAAGCUCUUCCGACAAGCCCGGAUUCGGGAAGCAUCCCUUGGGCUUCAUUCAGCGAGACAACGCCCAAAACUGGGGUCACUCCUUCCACAAGCACCACCGUUUUGAGCUCAAACUCUGCGACAACGAACAUCGCCGAGAGGAAUCGUGUGAUAAAUGAGCUCAUCGCGAGUGAACAAGCCUACUGCACCGAUAUGCAAUCUUUGGAAAAGGCAGUGGCCCAUUCGAACAAGUUAUCCGAUAAGAACAAACGAGUGCUCACAAGUGGGAUCCCACAAAUUGUCGAGGUCUCUCUGCUACUUGCCGACACGUUGAAGAUCGAUCUCGAUGAGCCAAUAGACCGCCAAAAGAUCGGAGAGAUCUUUAUGAAUAUGCAAAAAAUGUUCUCCCAAGCGUAUGGGUACUUUUUCCGAAACAUCGAAGCGAUUCACUCGAUCGUCGAAAAUAAAAACGACAAGAAGCUUCAAGCGGCUAUGGGAGAGAUUUUAACGUCAAUGAGAACAUAUGGAAGCAUGUGCUUUGACGUGCCGACAGCGAUCAGUCGACCCGUCCAUCGAGCCUUGAAAUAUCCGCUUUUCCUCUCAGAGAUUAUCAAACACACAAGUGUCACCCAUCCGGAUCACCCAAAACUCCUCGAAGCUUUCAAACAAAUGAGCACACUGGGGCAAAAGAUGAACGAAAGUAAACGAAGAAAGGAGCUUACGAGAAAAUAUAGCGAAGAGCAGAGUGCCACAUUGACGCAAAAACUUUCCCGGCUCUCCGUGCAUUCGGUUGUGAAGAAAAGUAAUCGCUUCAAGUAUCGAAUGGGAAGUGCAAUCGGAAUUCUUCAUUUGACAAAAGAUACCGAGUUUGAGCAAAUGGUUUAUGAAUUGGAUCAAUGCGAGAGAAGACUUGUCAGAUUCAACUAUCAAUUGGUGAUCUAUCAGAAAAAGUUGCAACACGAUAUGAAACGACAAAUUGAAGUCUUGAUUGUGGCACCAAACGCUUCUCGAAUGCCUGAAAAAGCUGCCAUGCAACAACUCAAACCCUUCUUUGAGAUCUUACAAGAAUUCGUGAAAGAAACCAAUUACAAAGUGAAAGACGAUUGCUUGAAAGCGAUUCGAGUGAUUCCAAAGAGAUUGAUUACGAAAAGAAAUGACAAAUUGAUGGACUAUGAGGCAGCAAAGAGCUCAGCAAAGAUGCCCGAAGAAAUCAAUGCUCGUUUCCGAGAUUUUGAUGCGCUCAAUCAACAAGUGAAAACAACCGUGCCGAAAGUUGUCGAUGUCAUGAAUCAAGUCCUUCGCAACGGGAUGAUCACCUUGGAGGAGUUGGACUCGACGCUGAUGCGAAAUCUGAAAGAUCGCUUCGAAAUCGAACAAGGCCGAUCAACGCAUUUAUUGAUCACCCCGAGCACGAUUUGCUUUGUGGAUCUGAUGGACAAGAACCGUUUGACGCCGUUGAGACAAAUCGCGAGCAAAGCCACGUCAAAUUUAAGACCGCUCAAGUCGAGUAUGAAAAAGAAAGGAAUAGCUGAGAGAAAAGAUGACACAACCUCGUCAACGGUCUCUCAGAAAUCGUCGAUCACUCCCGAUGCAACACCGGCUGCCUUGGACGCCAUUUGGAAGGCUGCAGCCGCUCCUCCACCAGUUACACCAUCCGCGGAACGCAAAUUCCGAGCACAGACCGAAACAGAGAAAAGAACUUUGCUUGAAAAAGCUGAUGCAAAAUCUCGUCGAGCCGAUGUUUACAAAUGUGUCUCUGAAUGGCCGGCCUCUUUGGAAGCACGAGAGGCGAGUGAAAAAACGGGAAGAAUGCUCAUUGUAAAGGCCGGAGAUGCGGUGUUGGCUGUGAGAAAAGAGGAGAGGGGUUUAUGGUAUUGCUACAAUGGCUACUACAACGGUCUUCUUCCAUCUGGAAUCCUCACUCCAUACUAUGAAAGGCCGGGUACAAAUAUUGGAGAACCAUUUGCGGAUCUUGGUUUGCUUGAACAACGGGUUACGGUGGCCACAGAAAGACCAAAAAGUACUCCACCUGUCAAACAAUCGAACAAUCUCAUUGAUUUACUUGACGAUCUGGUCCCUCCAACAACAACAUCGAUUGCUCCACUUCAACCAGUCUCUUUGAUUCCUUCCCUUUCACCAAGACCCAUUUACCCGGCACUAAACGAGCCAGUCUUAGCUGAACCGCCGGCAAUUGAUUGGAGAAUGUCAUCAAGAACAGCUUUUGAUGCAUUCAAUGAUUCAUUGAGAACGUCUACUGCAAUGUCUCCCCUUACUCCGAUUCAAACCAAUCAAAUGUCAUUGAGCAUGACUCCUCUGCAACCAUCUCCCGCUCCAUCGACCACUUCGCUUUCUUCAAAUCAGCCAUCGAACUGGAUGGCUUUUGGAUCAAUGCCAGCUUCGGGUGGAGGACUACCACCAUUGCCUCCACAACAAAAUGGUUCAACGAGAAACACCUCGAACAGAGCAUCAGCGAGUGAUGAGACUUUCUCGCAACUUUGGGAUCAAUUCAAAGCAACACCAUUGAAUAAAGUGCGCAGCGAAUCUCCACAACCACUCGUCCCCACUCGUCCACAAGUCGGAGUUGCAACUUAUGCUCAACCACCAGCCUACGAUCAACCACCGGGGUGGGUGUCGUUUUAUGACGAACCACCGGCUGAGUCCUUAUCAUUUGGAACAAAUCCAUUUGCAUCGAGCUCCACUGUGGCUUAUGAUACACCACCGGCAACGGAGUUUCAACAAAUCUCGGCUCGUUCAGCACCUGCGCCCCCACAAUCGCUGGGGUUGAACAAGGCUCACACUCUUGUUGUUGCUGAAUAUGAUUUCACCCCGGUUGGUGAUAAUCAACUACUCAUUCGUGAAGGUGAACGCCUUCAACUUGUUCAGCGCCACGACGAUGAUGGCAACUCGGAAUGGGUUCUUGUUCGGCGUCCAAAUGGAGAACACGGUUAUGUCCCGUCUACUUACAUCAAGGAUCUA